Molecule: messenger RNA, 2199 nt
Organism: Capsicum annuum
Lineage: Eukaryota; Viridiplantae; Streptophyta; Magnoliopsida; Solanales; Solanaceae
Product: probable protein phosphatase 2C 40
Exons: 5
Coding region: 284-1816 (510 amino acids)
Biological process (GO): protein dephosphorylation
Molecular function (GO): protein serine/threonine phosphatase activity
Source: RefSeq, a predicted model, not a curated record
CGCCCCCAUUUUUUCAUAUUUUGUAUUUAAUAAACUCUUCUUUGCCAUUCAAUUUAUUAUUACAAUUAAUUAUUUUCCCUAUUUUCUUUUGCAAAAAGGAAAAAAACUAAUCAAAAUUAGUAGAAAGAUAGAGAUUUUUCAGAUUUUGGGGUAUUUUUCCAGCAUUGUGAAUUCAAUAAAGUGAGCAUGUCUUGUUGGAGUAAUUGGUAAAGUUGCUACCAUGUGUAAGGAGGUCACAGGUUCAAGCCUUGGAAACAGCCUCUGACAGAAAUGCAAGGCACAAAUGAUGGGUAGACAAGCGAUAACUGAUCCAGGAGGGGAAAUCAAAAUAAGUUUUGGGUAUCACUGUAAUAACAGCACAGAUGAUUCUGGCGAGGAUUCAGAUGGUGUUGACGUACGUCCUGGAAGUAAACUUCGAAGAAACAACAGUUCCUUCUCUUGUCUGUCUGGGGCAGCUCUAAGUGCCAACGCGACACUAGCUAACACAAAUAUUUGCAAUGGAUUGUUUGGGGCUGAGAUACUGCCAGCACUGGAUUCACCUACUUCAUUCCGCCGAAUACCCUCUUCUGCGUCGUUGUCAAAGUUGGAUUUAUUAUCAUCUUCUUUUCAGAGUGGCUUGUCAAACUUAAGUUGUAGUCCAUCCUCUCCGAGUGAGCUAGCUGAAGACAAUUCAUCUUCAUUGAGGUCCACGAGUGCUCCUUCUAGGUGUGAAAGCUUCCUUAAAGCAACGGAAGUUAAAGUUGCUGGUGGUGCAGCGGGUGAAGACAGAGUUCAGGCUGUUUGUUCAGAAGAGAAUGACUCGCUCUUCUGUGGGAUAUAUGAUGGAUUUAACGGAAGAGAUGCAGCUGAUUUUCUGGCCGGAACAUUGUACGAAACAAUUAGACAUUACCUCGGUUUAUUGGAACGGGAACUCGAGCGAGAGUGUAAAGUUGAAGUUAAAGAUACUCUAGGAAAUGUUAAUAACGGUUCAUACGUUAAUUGUGUUGCGAAAGGGCUUCCUUAUUUAGAGAUGGAAAAGUCGUGUACGUCUUUUAAGCAAAGGGUGCUUAAUAGCCUGGAACAGGCUCUUGUUCAAGCUGAAAACGAUUUCCUUCAUAUGGUUGAACAGGAAAUGGAUAAUCGCCCCGACUUAGUAUCGAUUGGAUCCUGUGUAUUAGUGGUGCUUCUACUCGGGAAGAACAUGUACGUGCUCAAUGCAGGAGAUAGUCGAGGUGUAUUGGCAACUUAUGCUGAAGGCGUUGGUGCUAAUAGUGAUGGAUGGUUGCAAGCUGUGCAGCUGACUGUUAGUCAUACUGUUGAUGAUGAAUCUGAAAGAAUUCAACUAUUGAAGAAUCAUCCUGAAGAUCCAUCACCGAUCGUGGGCGGUAAAGUCAAGGGAAAGCUAAAGGUUACUCGGGCACUUGGAGUCGGUUACUUGAAAAAGAAGAGUAUGAACGAUGCUUUAAUGGGAAUUCUUCGUGUCCGUAAUCUAAUAAGUCCUCCAUAUAUCUCUGUACAACCGUCUCUGACUGUACAUGAAGUAUCAAGUUCCGAUCACUUUGUUGUACUUGGAAGCGAUGGUCUAUUUGACUUCUUCAACAACGAUGAUGUUGUAAAGCUUGUCCGUUCUUAUAUUCAACGUUACCCUUUUGGCGAUCCAGCCAAAUUUCUUGUUGAGCGGCUUGUCAUGCGAGCAGCAGAUUGUGCAGGCCUUAGUAAGGAAGAGUUGAUGAGCGUACCAGCUGGGAGGAGGAGGAAAUAUCAUGACGAUGUGACAGUAAUCGUGAUCAUCCUCGGAAUGAACAAGCGCACCUCAAAAGCAUCGACCUGUCUCUGAGUUUUGUCAUUCUGAACAACAAUUUUGUCGACUUUACUUCACUAGUUUUCGUAUUUUGACCCUGAUAGAUCAUGAAACCGAGGUCCCGAAAAGAGAGGAGAGGGGGUUGUUAGCUUAUAUUAGUAUUAGAAUUUAAAAGUUUUAUGUUAUUCACCAUUUUUCUUGAUCUUGAGCCGGGGGUCUAUCAGAAACAACCUCUCUACUUUUUUGGAAGUAGCGGUAUGGAUUGCGUACAUUUUACCCUCCCCAGACCCCACUUGGUGGGAAUUCACUGGGUUUGUUGUUGUUGUUAUUCACCAUUUGAUGGAUUAGUUUGAACUUGUUCUAUGUAUAGUUUUGUUUUAUCAUUUCAUGAAUAAGAAAUGUUGGAUUUUCUUUGAGCA